Messenger RNA from Macrosteles quadrilineatus (aster leafhopper), 2674 nucleotides. RefSeq lists its product as uncharacterized. The coding region runs from base 248 to 745 and encodes 165 amino acids. The transcript is spliced from 2 exons. The record is from RefSeq and is a predicted model, not a curated record. Lineage: Eukaryota; Metazoa; Arthropoda; Insecta; Hemiptera; Cicadellidae.
AGUUGCUACGUUAUCCAGUAGAUGCGUGGCAGUUGUGAAGUGCGCUGAAUUUGAAUCCAACUUGAUCGAUUCUGUUCACUGAUAGUGUUUAUGAUAACGUGUUAUAAACAUUGUCAUGUAUAACCUCCCCAAAUAGGUGUUUCAGUGAGCUAUUGUUGAAAUUAACUUAGUUCGCUCCAGUGAAGUGAAGUAACUUACUCGUGCAGUAAAACAUUUUCUCUUCGCCAAGGUUGCAUUAUCAGUAAGCAUGGCUUUUAUGAUGCCAGUUGUGAAAAAUGACUAUAACAUUUACAAAAACGGUCGGUCCAGAAGGAGUUCAGAGUGUUCGAAUCCACAGUCCUGUCGUUCACGCAAAGUCUCGGAGUGCUCCAAGUCCGAAGGCCCAAGCCUUUCUACUUCUCCAGGCAGCGACUUCAUCGUCGGCAGCCCUCACAGGUCCAUCCCCAUGGCAAUGUCUUCGAAGUACUCCAGGAAUUCCUCAAGGAACUCCCAGUCGAGUCUUCAGUCGCCGAGCAAAUCGACGUCGUCGUCUCCUCCCAAAACGGCGUCAACGUCCUCCCUCAACAAGUUCCACACUAGGGUUGUUGACAAGCUGAAGAGGUCGUUGAGGAUAAAGGACUCUAGAGAUGGCCCUUUCUUGUGCCAGGGACUGAUGGUUCUCGCAGGACGUCCUGAGAGGGUGCUCCGACCUCAGAUGCCGAGGAAGAGCUUCUCGUUCAGCGGAAGACCGCCACUCCAGUGCUAGUGCCGGCUUCUCGCCGUCGAGACGACCCAGAGCCCCGUGUUGCGAGUUCCUACCCCGGCACCACAUCCUUUUGGCGCUGGUGAUAGUGAAGUGACAUUGACACGGAGUUCUUUCGGACCUAGUGAAUUAUUUAUUUUGUGUAGUGUUUUAUAAGCCUUGACUCCUUUAAGGAGGUAAGUCAGUUUAAGUUUCCUGUAAAGCUAAGAGUCUACUUUUGUUAAUUAGUAACAUGUAAGCCAUUUGAGUUUAGGAUGUAUUUAGGUAAAGUAAGUGCAAUAUUGUGGAAAAAGUUGACAGUGCUUGUUCUAACAUUCCAUUAUUUAACGAGGCGUAAAUUGCAGCAUGUUUUUUGCUCAGGGUUACGGUAAUCUAGUUCAAUUCCUAAAGGUAUAGUCCUAGGGCUGAAAGAAAACUGUUACCUAUCUUGAAAGUACUGAUUGAGGAUUUAAACACAUCACUCAAAUGUUUAAUUAAUAUCAAGUAGGCCCAUUCCAUCUAUUUAUUAUGUUAUUUAUUCUCUUACAUCUUUAAAUUUACAUAACUUAUUAUUUAUUUAGCAAAUACUUUAAAUUUACAAAUAAGUUCAUAAGUAGACAGGCCUACAGCAAAUCACGUGUUGGAUUUCUUCUGCUCUCUAUUUUUCCAAGCUUUUCCAUUGUUUGAAAAGGUUGUUGGUUAGUUCGUCUAACGUAAAAAUUUACAAAACAUGUUUCUGCUUAUUUAAGUUGGACGUUGAACAAUCAUAUUUAAUACCGACUAUACAACUAGCAACUAAAUUAGUUCAAUAACUAAAUGCAAACCCCUUAUUUUUUAGAUUAAGUUUAAUUGAGUGAGAGUAAACAACUUGCGUCUUACACACGCUUGAGUCCUGAAUGUAAGCCAAAAAUAUUGUAGGUAUAUACUGAAAGUAAACCCUUAUUUAUGUACCUUACCUUGUUAAGAACGAAUGUUCUCUCGGAAUGACUGAGUUAGGUUAAGUUAAAACAGGUUCAUAAGUUAGUACUUAAGAUAAGUAGAAGCUUUAUUCAAGUUCCACAGUAUUUAUGACUAGGUUAAUUAUGGCAAUGUAGUUGUUUAAUCCGGUUCCCUUAUGUUUUCUCGCUCAGAUUCUGGUUUUCCUUGUGCUCAUGAUUAAUUGCCUUAGUUCGGAGGUCAAUGAACCGAAGCCACUGUUCUAUUUGCUCUGGUAUUGCAGAUAGCUUGAUUGAUGUUAACGGGUACCUGUUUCUAGUGAUUGUUGAUGCUAGGUAGCCUUUUAUGUUACCUGACGAUUGUGGGAUGAAGACUGUGAUAAGCAGGUUUAGGAAUAGGUGCUCUGUUUUUGUAAAAUUAAAUUUUUUGCAACCACAUCGAAGUAGUCUACAGCUCAAAAGUUGCUAGCCUGAAUAAAUAUUUUUUGUACUUCUCGUAUUCAAUUUACUUUGUAGCCAUGGAUCAUAGAACCUACAGUGUGUUACAUAACUUACACAUGAACAAUCGCUUCUAUCCUGAUGUGGCAAAAGAUUUAAUUUAUGCAUACGUAAUUUAACCAAUGUAUUGGCCUUCAUAGUGAAAUAGAUGUUGUGCUGUGAAUACUGUAUACAAAUGUACAGCGUUGCUGUUUAUUUACACGUAAUUUACAGUGAUGCAUUAUUUUGUAUAGAUUUGAUUCUCAAUGCUCGGUGUAAAUACAAGAAACAAACGGUAAAUUCUUAAGUAACUUUCUAGCUCCCCGUCAUUUUUUACAGUUAUGUUUAAUAGGCUACUCCCUUUUUUCUUGCCAGUAGAUUUUUUAGCCAGUGGAUCACACAUUCCCCCCUAUUUUAGGACCAUAAGUUAUUUAAACAAUUAAUUUAAGUUCAUUAUUUGGUAUUUAGUUAUUAUUUUUUACCAAGUAAGACCUAUUUUGUUAGCCAACUUUUGGUAAAUAAAUAAGUUUUUAUAAUUUAA